Messenger RNA from Ostreococcus tauri, 1548 nucleotides. Its product is annotated as UV radiation resistance protein/autophagy-related protein 14. The record is from RefSeq and is a predicted model, not a curated record. The transcript has a single exon. Gene Ontology annotation, cellular component: lytic vacuole; endosome. Gene Ontology annotation, biological process: SNARE complex assembly. The coding region runs from base 1 to 1548 and encodes 515 amino acids. NCBI's taxonomy places the organism in Eukaryota, Viridiplantae, Chlorophyta, Mamiellophyceae, Mamiellales, Bathycoccaceae. Gene Ontology annotation, molecular function: SNARE binding.
AUGGACGCCGAGGACGAUGACCACGGGACGACGACGCGACGACGCGAUCGAUCGACGACGCGCGCGCGCGCGGUGGACGCGCGAUGCGCGCUCGAUGCGGCGCGUCAACGGGCGCGGGCGCUGCGAGGGGCGGUGGAGGCGGCGAUGGGGGCGCGGGACGACGCGCGGGCGAAGACGGAUGACGACGGGACGCCUCGGACGCGGUCGGCGAACGCGGAGACGACGCGUCGCGCCGCGCGGGCGCUGGAGACGGUGAUCGCGCGCGAGCGACGAGACGUGGUGGCGGUGCGCGCGCGCGUGGAGGCGCGGGAGCGAUGGAUCGCGGAGGCGACGACGGCGCUUCGGGACGCGCGGCGGGCGGCGUUCGAGGUGGAGGUGCCGAUCGCGUUAGCGGAGGCGGAGAGCGAUUUGCGGGAGAUACAGCUUCGAGUGGGGCGUGAGACGGCGAGGGUGAUGCGGGAGUUACGAGCGCUCGUGCCCGUGGUGACGGAGGUCGGGGAUCGGCGCGCGUCGUCGAGCCGCCGGGCGGGUCGCCCGGGGAGACGCGUGCGGGCGUGCGGGUGUAAAGUCCCGGACGCGUUCGACGGCGAGGGGUUCGACGCGAACGAGCUCGCGGGUGGUUUAGGGGCGAUGUUGCAUUUCGCGACGCUCGCGUCGAGGUACCUCGACGCGCCGCGCCUACACAGAGGGUCGCACGCCGGGUCGCGUUCGUACGUGUGGGCGCCCACGAGCGCGUGGGACGACGCGGCGUCGAGCGUGUGGGAAAACAACGGUACCGUGCACGUGCGCGAUUUCGCCGGAGCGAACGCCGAGCGAUUGGCACUGUUUCUUCCCAGAGCCGUCGUCGAUGGCUCGGUCGACACCGCGAGCGAGCGGGUUCAGGAGAGCAGACUUUUGCUGAAGCGCGCGAUGCGACUUCUGGCUCGAUCCGUGGCCGCGACGUGUGCGCAUCAAGCUCGCGAGUGCGGCGUCGUCGCGCCGGCAGAUAUGGGCCCGUUUGCGCAGCUGUGCGCCCUCACGGCUCACGUGGCGCGAGGCAAUCAGGAGGGGUCGACGCUGCCCGCGGCGGCGCGCGCGCAGACGCCGCCGCACGUUUUGCACAACAGCACCAACGACGCCGCGGGUGCGCGACGUGGGUCACCAGAACUCUUGGACCCGACGACUAUGAUGCAAAGCGUGGUGGAUGGUGCGGUUGUGGACGCGCACGCGAGCUCUGCGAAGCGGUCGCCGCUCACAACGUCCAUCAUUGAAGCCGUGAGAAGUCGUUGGCUCUGCGAGCGCCCGCCGUCGCGAGGACACGGAUUCACCGCGAUCGAAGAGGAUGAAUUCGAGAACGUAGACGAUUGUUUCUUCGUCGACUUAGAUUGCGACGAUGGUAUUGACGAUUGGGAGUCGAUGCGCGGCGAACGAAUGAACGGCGGUAAGCCAAGGGCGAAGAACGCGAGCGUCGACGCCAAGCCGCCGAGAAGUCUCGUGUUACCGCCACCCCCGAGCUCGGUGGACAUCGAACAGUGGGAGCGCGCCAUGCUCAUCGACAACCAGCGUUAG